AUGGAAACCGAGCAGCUCGAGCAGAACCUUGAUAUGGCCAUUUUCUCCCAACUACUAGAGAUGGACCACGAAGAAGAUCGGCUGACCAGCUCGAUCGCAUUUUAUACGUUUAUCGAACGGGCAAACAAUACUAUUGACGAUAUGGAACAUGCUCUAGACAUUCGUCAGUUGAUAUCAUCCGCGGAAUGUCUUCAAAACGCAGCACUGGAAUUAGGCCUCUACAGAGUUCAGGAAAGCUGUCAAAACAUCCGAAGAGCUAAUACGACGAUAAAAGAGGACGCAGAAGUCUCUAAUGUUAGGAGGGAAGCUGAUCCCAUUCAUGCUGAAGAUGAGAUCGGCCGUCUUAGGAACAGUGUGGCUUGUGCUCGCUCGACAAUCGAUUAUUUCUACAACUAUGUAGCUUAA
Penicillium verrucosum is the source of this 405-nucleotide messenger RNA. RefSeq lists its product as uncharacterized. The transcript has 2 exons. NCBI's taxonomy places the organism in Eukaryota, Fungi, Ascomycota, Eurotiomycetes, Eurotiales, Aspergillaceae. The coding region runs from base 1 to 405 and encodes 134 amino acids. The record is from RefSeq and is a predicted model, not a curated record. Gene Ontology annotation, biological process: phosphorelay signal transduction system.